Medioppia subpectinata is the source of this 519-nucleotide messenger RNA. NCBI's taxonomy places the organism in Eukaryota, Metazoa, Arthropoda, Arachnida, Sarcoptiformes, Oppiidae. The record is from the annotation of a GenBank genome assembly.
AUGGAUGAUAAUCGGGCCGACAAUGAGAACGGAUCAGCUAAUGGUGAUCGCCAUCAACAACAAGAAGAGCGUCCGGAAGAGACCAUCUGUUUCUCAGGGAAGACAAUAUUGGCUCCGAUGGUGAGGACGUCGACACUUCCCAUGCGUUUACUGUCCCUCCGGUUCGGCGCCGACAUUGUCUACACCGAAGAGCUCAUCGACUAUAAGCUGAUCCGAUGCCAGCGUGUGGUUAACCACGUGUUGGGAACCGUUGACUACAUCGACGAUCAGGCGGUUGUGGUGUUCCGGACGUGCGCUGAAGAACGCGACCGAUUGGUCCUCCAAUUGGGCACUAAUGACCCGCAGAGGGCGCUGACCGCCGCCCGACUCGUGGCCGCGGAUGUGGCGGCCAUUGACGUGAACAUGGGUUGUCCCAAAUCGUUCUCAAUUAAGGGCGGUAUGGGUUCAGCUCUAUUGACACAACCGGACAAAGUGUACGAUAUAUUGCGGACACUAGUGAUGGGCACCGGAGGGANUUAA